Messenger RNA from Drosophila ananassae, 1109 nucleotides. Its product is annotated as dynein light chain Tctex-type protein 2B. The record is from RefSeq and is a predicted model, not a curated record. Gene Ontology annotation, molecular function: dynein intermediate chain binding. Gene Ontology annotation, biological process: microtubule-based movement. The transcript is spliced from 3 exons. Lineage: Eukaryota; Metazoa; Arthropoda; Insecta; Diptera; Drosophilidae. Gene Ontology annotation, cellular component: cytoplasmic dynein complex; cytoplasm. The coding region runs from base 334 to 858 and encodes 174 amino acids.
GCAUCGUGAUGGGAUUUCGGCUCCAGAGCCCAUGCUUGCAAUGCCAUUCCAACCGCUUGGGCCAUCUUUAGGCCCCAUCGAAGAGCGGGCCUAAACCAACAAAGCUUCAAUGAACUUUUGACGACGUGUGGAUGCCACAUGGUAGCAUGUGGGCCAGGGAUAAGGGGUUAUUGGUUAGGGGUCAGGGGUCAGAGGGCCUCGUGUGUCGGCAUGCCGCCCUCGGCUGAUGUUCCUGUCAGUGUUCAGAUAGCAGAGCUCCGUGUUUGUUUUUCCGCUGCCGGCUGGCAGACCGCCGAGGCAGUUCCUUAAAUCCUUUACAGGAAUCCUGUCACCAUGACCAGCUGGAAUACCAUGAAAACGCGGAUAACCGCAUCAGUGCGGACAACCAACCGCAUGAAUGCCCUGCUGUCGGAAUCCAUGCUUAGCAGGCGGCGGGCUGCCCAAAAUCCUGAGGGGGAAGCCGCCGCCGCCGAAGGUGGGGAGGUCCGCAAGGAGAAACCGAAGAACGACUGGAAGUUUUUCCACACCAACUUCAACAUGGAGAGGGCUCACAAGAUCAUCGAGGAUUGUAUUGAGGAGAGGCUUUUAUGGGAUCGGUUUAGUCGCAAUUACGACUCCUGGCGGGCGCUGCAGCUCGUCGAAGGACUUGCGGCAGAAAUUCGAGACCGGGUCAAGAAACUAAAUCAUAGGAGGCACCGCAUCGUCUGCCUGCUGUCGAUUGUGGAGAAGCAGAACCAGGGCGUCUACCAGCGGAUGUGCCACCUGAUGGACGAGAAGCGGGACAAUUUCACUCAGCUGGUUUUUGAGCGGCCCACGUAUUUCAUGAUUGUGGUCUUGUAUUUGGUCUACAAAGACUAGGUGGUUGGAUCCCCGAAGUUUGUUAAUUAAUGUUGCUAAGUUUAGUUAAGAGUGUUAAAUAAAAAAAAGAGGAAAUACUUGUCAAAAAGUAGAUCACAGAUCUGAAACUUGUAGGCCCCGGCGAGAUUCGAACUCACGAUCUCCUGUUUACUAGACAGGCGCUUUAACCAACUAAGCCACGGCGCCGUUGUGACUUCGGCCGUUCUACUAGUCCAUUUGAGGAAAGGUUUGCUCUCGAGUGGCUUUUUUUU